ACACAUACCGAGCCAAUGAUGCGCCACGAUAGUCGAGCGUCGUUGUCUGCUAUUUUGCCAACUAGCGAUCCGGAUGUGAUCUUGGUUCGAGUGGCGUUCGAAGACGAGAAGCGAUCAGAGCACGGCCCACGAAGCGCCACUGUGUUGGUUGACAUUGCCCGCAUAGCCGGAGAAAAGCCCCUGCAGCGUAGAAAAAUCCCAAUGCAAACAAUCAAGGCGUAUGUUGGUGGCGGCGGUGGCGGCAUUUAACAUUGGGUCUUGAAACAAAUAAAUCCAGGCCUGGGCAUUGGGCUGAGCUUUUGGCUGAACUCUCGUGAGAACAAUAGCUUCAACGGCUGAAAAUGGUCAGCUGCUUCUAGGUGUGUAGACACUGGCUUUUGGUCUUGGCUUAGGACUCAUAAACUGGGGAUAAUCUGCCAUCACCGUUCUGGCAACGUAUCGCUGCACCAUCCAAUAUUCAUCUCUCAACUAUCAUUCUAGGGAUAUGGAACCAAUUACAAUCUCCGAGAAAUCGGUCCGAGGACUUGGUCGAGAUCUCUCUCCAGCAUCAUCAUCUCCAUCAUCCCGACGUGCAAACUCAUUCGAUUCCCGUUCAUCAAUGUCAACAUUAUCCACUUCAAGAGGGAGCUCUCCUGAUGCUGAGAAAGACACCAGAAGUAGCCCCCGCUGCAGAAGCAAACGAAACCCUCAAAAUGCGACGCCGGCUUGGAAUCUCAUGUUCCAACCUCGGUCAUAUGAAGAUAUUUAUUCUGAACGAGCAUAUCUCACGGCGUCUCUUCAAAGGCACUCACUCACAGCGAUCGAGUUAAUCCACCAAUAUUCCUUGAUAGAGGAAGAACUUGAUGCCAAAGAGCAUAUUGGAAAGCAGAGGCGGAAGCUCCGCAAGCGAAUGAGUUUCAUCAAAGUAAAAUUGGCCGAGGCCGCUCGCCAAGAAAAAGCAAUCAUUAUUAGGCUGGGCGAAUUACAGAUGGAGCAGCUGGGAAGAGAUACUUGGGACCAGGUACAGCAGCGUAGGAUGUUUUACCCACUGGCGCCAUCGCCCAUGCCACGCACGACACCGCUCAAUGCAGGCUCAAGAAAAUUUGUUCCGUCUGAAAAUCGAUCUGAGAUUUCACAAGAACAUAUUCAGCUCUGUCCAUCCGAUAUGGCCAAGCCUAGAGUCCUCGACACAGUGGUUGAAGUACAAGAGGGAGAGGAAGAAGACACCAACGAGAUUGCCAACAAUACCGAAGAGGAAACCGAAUCAAGGUCAGAGACUGAUACCGAGAGCGAAGAUCUGUGCAACCAUGGCCUGGAGUACACAUACCAGAAGAGCGACAAUGCAACGGAGAUUUCACAGCUGCGUCCAUCCCACGUGAGGGAAAGGCUAUCGUCGUGCCUUGAGGAAAAGCGCAUGAGUCUUCCAACUCUCAGCUUUGUUUGGCCGGGCGCUUGAAACAAAACAAAAAAAAAAGCAUCAGCAAGUUACAAACAGAAUUGCUCGUUUAAAGAAGGAAAAAUUAACAAAGGAAAACAAAAAUUGUAGCAUCUAUCAGUUUAAUGUUUCGUAGAUCUAGUUGGGCAUAUCACAUAUCACAUUCAUCGUGCAUUAGGAGAAAGAAAUAAUGGUAUAAUACUAGUAGUGGCAUAAAUGAAAGCAAGGGACUUGUAUCAACAAAUUGGCUGGGUGGAUAUUAACAAUUAAUUCUGGAAAGGCUGUCUAUGUUGUA
This is a messenger RNA of Trichoderma atroviride IMI 206040, 1709 nucleotides long. The record is from RefSeq and is a predicted model, not a curated record. NCBI's taxonomy places the organism in Eukaryota, Fungi, Ascomycota, Sordariomycetes, Hypocreales, Hypocreaceae.